This is a messenger RNA of Daucus carota subsp. sativus, 1025 nucleotides long. Its product is annotated as peptidyl-prolyl cis-trans isomerase FKBP17-2, chloroplastic. The record is from RefSeq and is a predicted model, not a curated record. Lineage: Eukaryota; Viridiplantae; Streptophyta; Magnoliopsida; Apiales; Apiaceae. The coding region runs from base 89 to 829 and encodes 246 amino acids. Gene Ontology annotation, cellular component: chloroplast. The transcript has 3 exons. Gene Ontology annotation, molecular function: peptidyl-prolyl cis-trans isomerase activity.
GCAGAGAAGAUAAGGCAGGAAGCAUUCCCUACUUAUAAAAGCCAGUGAUUUCCCAUUUAACAAGUUUCAUUACCAACUCAAAAUCCAAAUGGCUACUUUCUUUGGCUCUCCACCAUUUGUUUCAUAUCCAGUUACAAGAACUCCACAUAUUACAUCAUCUUCUCAACCUUCUCCUCCUCAACAACCUCCAAAUCCUCCUCCUCAACCUCAGCCUCUAAAUGCUACAUCAUCAGAGCCAAUAUCACCUGUUUCAUUACCUGACAAGAAACAGAAAUCUGCUGCUGAUUCCACAGACUGGAUAGCCUCGUCCUUGACUCGAAGAUUCGGCCUUGGUGCAGGCCUUGCAUGGGCUGGUUUUCUAGCUGUUGGCGUUCUUUCUGAGCAGAUUAAAACCCGCCUCGAAGUAUCUCAGCAGGAAGCCAAUACAAAGGAUGUCGACAAGGAAGAAGAAGUGGUGCUACCUAAUGGCAUUAGGUACUAUGAGAUGAGGGUGGGUGGUGGUGCCACCCCGAGGCCAGGAGAUUUGGUGGUGAUUGAUCUCAAGGGAAGUGUCCAAGGCAGCGACAAAGCGUUUGUCGAUACAUUUGAUGGGGACAAGAGACCGCUAGCCAUAUUCAUGGGAUCAAUGCCUUAUGGCAGGGGAAUGUGUGAAGGGAUUGAAUAUGUUCUGAGAAGCAUGAAAUCUGGCGGAAAGAGGAGAGUGAUAAUUCCUUCAAGCUUAGGAUUCGGAGAAGAUGGCGCGGAUUUGAACUCUGGAGUGCAAAUUCCUCCAUCGGCAACACUGGAGUAUAUUGUGCAGGUUGACAAAGUAUCAAUUGCACCUGCAUAAGUUCUUUAACACAAUACUAUGUAGGAAGGACAAGAAGGGUUUUGUGCAAAAUGAUGAAACAGAGAUUUGGUUAUCAUUUUAUAGUGAUACACUGUCACAUUGGCAUUUUCAACCAUUCUUAUUGAUUAAUUUUGCCCUUAUUAUUGUAUCAAAAUGGACAAAUUUCAGCUAAUUUAUCGAAGCAAGUCAUGCAGGA